AUGGCAAGCAAUCAUUAUGAAGGAGGAAAGAUUGGGCUGAAACCUAAACAGAUCAUGGAAGAAGCUAGAAAAGAUCAGGGUGUUGUGAUUUCAUAUUCAAAGGCUUGGAGGUCUCAAGAGCACGGCCAAGAUAUAGCUAGGGGUACUCCUGAUGACAGUUAUGAAGCUUUGCCCAGCUGGUUUCACAUGAUAAAAGAAAAGAAUCCAGGUUCUGUGACUUUUAUCGAAGUUGAUUCUGUUGGGAAAUUCAAAUACGCAUUUUUGUCGCUUGGUCCAUCUAUCAGAGGGUUUAAGUUGAUGAGGAAGGUACUUUCUGUUGAUGGUGCCCAUCUGAAAGCAAAGUAUAAAGGGACUCUACUUGCUGCCACAGCACAAGAUGGUAAUUUUCACUUGUAUCCUAUAGCUUUUGCUAUAGUUGAUUCUGAGAAUGAUGCCUCAUGGAGUUGGUUUAUGAAAUGUCUGAAAACCAUCAUUUCUGAUGAAGAGGAUUUGAAUGUCCAGGACAGUUUCAAGAGUUCAACACUUGUCCCUUUGGUUGUUGAAGCUGCUUAUGCCUACACCAAGGAUGAUUUUGAUUGCUAUUUUCAUGAGAUUGAGGCGUUCGACAUUUUAUUAGCAGAUUAUCUUCAUAAAGCAGACUUCAGGAAGUGGUCCCGAGCUUAUUCUCCUGCUAAUCGCUUCAACAUCAUGACGUCAAACUUGGACGAAUCUAUAAAUUCUUUGCUGAAAGUGAGUCGUGAGUAUCCAAUAGUCUGUCUUUUUGACACUAUUAGGAUGAUAAUGACUAGGUGGUUCACUGAACGACGUGAGCAAGGAGUUCGUCACAUGCACCCUGUCACGUUCGAUGUGGGGAACAGGAUGAAGGAGCUAUAUGAUUUUACGUCUCGCUUUCUCGAAGUUUCCAAAAUCAAUGAUUCAGAGUUUGAGGUUAAGGGAGAUACAAGAGAUCAAGUGGUGAAUUUUCAAACAAGGCAUUGUUCAUGCUUUGUGUUUGAUGUUGAGAAGUUUCCUUGUGCUCAUGCAAUUGCUGCUGCAAAGGCUGGAAACAAGCAUGAAAAUGAUUAUGUCGAUGAGUUUUUCUCCAAUGAAAGGUUUAAACUAGCAUAUUCAGAGAGUGUAUAUCCUGUUGGCGAUAAAGCAUAUUGGGAUAUUCCUCCCCAUGUAGCUUCGUUUGUCUGUCGCCCUCCAUCUACACACUUUCCUAGUGGCAGGAGGAAAAAAAAAGGAUUCCAAGUUCGUGGGAGUAUGGAAAAUAUCGGCCCAUAUCCAAACCAUCACCCAAGUCUUACAAAUGUAGCAGAUGUGGACAGAAAGGUCACAACAAAGGUAGUUGUGUAUUGCCUAUUUGAUAACAGAGUUAUAUAA
Molecule: messenger RNA, 1365 nt
Organism: Brassica napus (rape)
Lineage: Eukaryota; Viridiplantae; Streptophyta; Magnoliopsida; Brassicales; Brassicaceae
Exons: 3
Coding region: 1-1365 (454 amino acids)
Molecular function (GO): zinc ion binding
Source: RefSeq, a predicted model, not a curated record